AGAUGACGUUUGAGCUGUAGCCGCUAUGGGAUGUAGCUGACAGGAGAAACGCUGAAUUCAAGAACUAGUGGAUGGACAGAAGCUGGAAUCAAUGAAAAGAUGCUGGAGUCCUACGUCACGCCGCUCUUGAUGAGCUAUGUGAACAAGUACAUAAAGAACCUGAAGCCAUCUGACCUACAGCUUUCUCUAUGGGGAGGGGACGUGGUGCUCAGCAAGCUGGACCUGAAGCUGGAUGUGCUGGAGCAGGAGUUGAAGUUACCAUUUACGUUCAUGAGUGGCCAUAUCCAUGAGCUACGGAUCCAUGUACCCUGGACCAAGCUGGGCUCUGAGCCUGUUGUCAUCACCAUCAACACCAUGGAGUGCAUCCUCAAGUUAAAAGAUGGAGCACAGGAUGACCAUGACAGCUGCUCCAGCUCCACCAGUCGCAGUGUCUCUGAUGGCUCCAAGUCCACAACAAAACCUCGCCGUCUCCAACAAGCAGCUCCCAGCGACCCAGACCUACCACCAGGUUAUGUGCAGAGUCUAAUCAGACGCGUGGUGAACAACGUGAACAUCGUGGUGAACAACCUGAUUCUCAAAUAUGUUGAAGACGACAUUGUGCUUUCGGUCAACAUUACUGCAGCAGAGUGCUACACUGUGGAUGACAUCUGGGAGAGGGCUUUCAUGGACAUAACUGCUCCAGAACUGGUCCUGAGAAAAGUGAUAAACUUUGCUGACUGCACUGUGUGCUUGGACAAAAGGAAUGCUAGCGGCAAGAUCGAGUUUUACCAGGACCCCUUGUUAUACAAAUGCUCCUUCAGAACGCGCCUCCAUUUCACUUAUGACAACAUCAACUCCAAGAUCCCCUCUGUCAUCAAAAUUCACACAAUGGUGGAGAGCUUGAAAUUAUCCAUCACUGACCAGCAGCUGCCCAUGUUUAUCCGAAUCUUAGAGCUGAUUAUUGCUCUUUACUAUGGAGAAAUAGGAGGACACAAAGAAAGUGAGGGAGAAGAAGGCACGGGUCAUGUAAGGGAAGGCGGAGCAAGUUCACCUGGUACCGAUGUUGAAAUGGAAAGUUUGGGAUCUAGUCCGUAUUCCAGCCAGGACCUCUACACGGAGGGUGGGAGUCCUGAAGAUCCAGAUCAGGGUUGGAUGUCCUGGGCUUGGUCCUUCGUCCCAGCCAUCGUAGGCGCAGAGGAAGAAGGGGAGGGAGGCCUCUACAUGCAGGGGGACACAGAAGGCAUUUCCAACUACCCUCAGCAGCACACAUUGAAGGACCCUAUUGUCUCUAUUGGCUUCUACUGCACUAAAGCUUCCAUCACCUUUAAGCUGACAGAUACACAGUCAGAGAGCAGCUACUACAGUCCGCAGAAAGUCAAGUCCAGAGAGGUUCUGUGUAUGGAGCAAGAGGGAAUCACUAUUGAGGUACUCAUGAUGGGGGAACCCUUCUUCAACUGUCAGAUUGGCUUUGUCGGCUGUCGGGCACUGUGCCUGAAAGGCAUCAUGGGAGUUCGAGACUUUGAAGAAAAUCUGAACAGGCGUGAAGAGGAUGCAGUGUUCUUCAGCUGUGGGGACAACCUAAAAAAUAAAGGGAUGACUUACCUUACCAACUCUCUGUUUGACUACCGCAGUCCAGAGAAUAAUGGAGUAAAAGCCGAGUUCAUCCUAGACUCUGCUAAUCACAAGGAGAGCUACACAGAGAUAGCAGGCAUGCAGCGCUUUGGGGCUUUCUAUAUGGAUUAUCUCUACACAAUGGAGAACAGCAGCUCCAAAGGUUCGCAGGACAUUUCUGGGCUACAUCCAGAGGAGUUGGUACCUGCAGUUCAAGAGACCUCCAUGAAGAGGCUGGUGGUUGGACCUCUUGACAUCCGGCUGCACAGUAGUGCAGCCCACCGUAUCCUCAAGAUGAUCACCUGUGCCAUGGAUCACGAAUAUGAGCCUUAUUGCAAACCACAGCAAGAAGCUAUUGAGGCGAGCCAUGGUCCAGUUAGUCCAGAGGAGAUCUCCCGUCUAGAGGAGUUCAUCCCGACCAGACUCACUUCUGUCACGCUGCUCCAAGUCUCCGUUACCGUCUCCAUGGCAGAGUUCAACCUUCUUCACACACUUAUUCCUGUCAUCUUGGGAUAUAAGGCUGCACCAAGACCAAUCUCUGUGCCAGUGUUUCAGCCACUGCACCCCCUACCGUCCAUGCAGUUUCAGGUUGAAAGGGUGAAUUUUGACCACUCUGUUCCAAUGUAUGGUCCAGAGCUGGUCAGUACUGUCAGUAGCCUUAGCCAGCCCCCAGACAACCUGCUCCACCACUGCUACUCACAUCUCUACCUCAAGGUUUUUGGGUUCCAGGCAGGCUUAACAUGCCAGGACCGCAUGGGAAGCUUCCUGCCUCUCAUCUCCAUCAUCCCUUCUUUCAGCACAGCAAUCUAUGGAAAGCUCAUACAGUUGCCUGCUUAUUGGAGCAAAAGGUCAUCAGUCCCCACCUCAGAGUGCAUUUUUGAGCUUCCGCAUUUUGCUGUACAGGCCACAAGGCCUCAGACACUUUUGCUUCAAGCAAUCUGUCAGAGCUGGACCCACAGUAUGGUGAAUGGAUCCUCAGUGCCAAUCAGUGAAAGUCUGCUUAAUGAGGUGUUCAAAGCUCCAGGUGUGAAAUAUCCAGGCCCGUCACCGAUUCUCGAGGGCUUGAUCCAAAAUCUGGAGCUGAAGUUCUGCAGCCGUGCGAUGGUGAAAUGUGCCUCAGGAACUGUGGGAGCUGUAAAAGUGUGCGCCAGGACCCCAGGUUCAGAGGAGGGCAAAAAGGAAAAGCUGGUUCCACUUAUUCAGGGCCCUUCUGACACCAAAGAGCUCCACAUGAGUCGCUGGCUUAAUGAGAUUCGCAAGCCCGAAUCUUUAUUGGCGCCGGACCUGCUGGCAUUUUCUGUACAAGUGCCUCAGCAAGGAGAUGAUUGCAGGAACUCGGGUGCAGUCCUACUGGUCAGUGUCCAGGGUAUAGCUGUAAAUGUGGACCCAAUCAUCUGCACAUGGUUACUGUAUCAGCCUCACAGAGGGAGCAGCAGGAAACAGCAACAGAAUCCAGGUCCAGUUCCUCUCGUCAAGAGGAGAGAAGACGAAGUGUCUGUGGGGAGUGCACCACUGGCCAAGCAGCCCUCCAAUCAGGCCUCAGACUAUGCUAGCAGCCCCAUGAAGACCAAAACAGUGACAGAAUCACGUCCCAUGUCCAUCCCAAUGAAGGUGAUACCAGAGACUGCAGCCGAGGAGUCCUGGACGACUUCUGAGGAGCGAAUGAAGGAACUCUUCAGUCAUGCCUGGGAUGCUGUAAAGCGACUUACUCUCCAGCUGGAUCUCCAGUCAUGCUGUGUGUUCCUGCCUAAUGACAGCCUCCCUUCUCCCAGCACCAUCAUCUGUGGAGACAUACCUGGUACCGUCCGCAGCUGGUACCACAACCAGGCCUCUAUGCCCGGAACUCUGGUCAUCUGCCUGCCCCAAAUAAGCGUCCUCAGUGCUGGGCACAAGUACAUGGAGCCCCUGCAGGAGCUCCCCUUCGUGGUCUCAAAGCCCAUUUUAGAGGAAGGUGAUGCCUUCCCGUGGACCAUAAGCCUGGGUCAGUUCAGUGUUUACACAUUGUUGGGAAAGCAGCAGAGUCUUAGCCUGUUGGAGCCCAUGGGAUGCACCUCCACACUGGCUGUCACAUCUAAACUGCAGGGCAGCUUGGAGGAGCGACCCUCCUUUGUGGUCUGUCUCCAUGUUGACCUGCAGCCCGUCCAUGUCAAGAGCUCUAACUCUCAGGUGCAGCUUUUAUAUGAGAUCUUCCUCAGCUGGAGCUGUACAUGGGCACGUCUGCAGAAGCACGGUAUUCUGCGUCAGACGUCCAGCAUCCCAGACCCCCCUGCCGGCGCUGCUCCGUCCUCCCCAGUGCGCAGCAGUGCAGGCACGGCUCUCCCCGACACCAGCACCUGCAGCCCCUCUGCAGACUUUGGCUCCCCCACUGAGGGUGACUCGGUGCCUGCUGGAGAUGAUGGUCCAUUCGCAGACACAGUGACUCUGGAGCAAAAAACCAGCAGCAUUGAGGGAACAAGUGGGAAGGUCAGCCUUUGGAUGCAAUGGAUGUUACCUAAAGUCACAAUUCAACUCUUUGCUGCUGAUCCGACUGCAAGAAAGACAGAAAUCUGUGUCCUCAGUGAAUUAGAAGACCUGAGUGCGUCUGUAGAUAUCCAGGAUGUCUACACAAAGAUCAAAUGUAAAGUUGGCAGCUUCAACAUUGAUCACUACCGAUGCAGUAUGGAGGAGGGUGUUCGGACCUCGGGCAGCUGUGGAGGAGUGGUCCUCUCUUGCACUGACAAGCUGAACAGACGCACUGUGUUGGUUCGACCCGUCAGCAAGCAAAGCUCUUUCAGCCACUUCUCUGGCUUUUCCCCUCCUAUGGCAGCUAAAAUCCUGGAAGGUUCUCAUCAGCAGCAUGGUUUCCUUUCGAUUACCUACACCCAAGCUGUGACCAAAAACGUCCGGCACAAGCUGACCUCCCGCCUGGAGCGGCCGUCGCGCAGCAGCAUGACCACUCCGAGCCAGAGGACGGCCAGCGACCCGCUGGCAGACAGCUCGCCUCAGUACCUGAGGGAGAUCCUGCUGACGGCACAACCCUUUGAUGUGGUGUUAUUUUGUCCCUUGCUGGCUACUGUAGCAGGGGUAUUUCAGACUACAGUUCCCAGGCGCUACAGAGAGCGAGGGAAGUCUGCAGGUCAGCCAAUGCGGAGCCACACAUUGACGUCCAGGUGUUUGCCUCUCAUUUACAUCAACACCAGUGUGAUCCGAGUCUUCUGCCAUGGCACGCAAGACAGAAACGCAGCUUCAGAGUCCAGUGAGAAGAAGGAAGACACCCUCGUGUUAAAGCUGGGUUCCCUCAGCAUGGCUCCACAGGCUGACAACCCGCUGACCCGCACUGUGCUGCGAAAAGAUAUCUAUCAGCGUGCACUGAACCUGGGCAUUCUGCGUGACCCAGGUUCAGAGGUGGAGGACCGACAGUAUCAGAUUGAUCUCCAGUCUAUCAACAUCGGUACUGCUCUGUGGGAGCAGCUCAAGCCGGAGAAGGAGGGAGCUAAAGGAGGGGCGUCGGCAGAAAGUGAGAGGAGCUCUCAGAACCCAGCCCUGGAGUGGAACAUGGCGAGCAGCAUCAGACGCCAGCAGGAGCGGAGAGCGAUACUGACGCCAAUCUUGACGGACUUCUCUGUCCGGGUCACUGCUGCUCCUGCCAUCAUCUUCAGCAAAAAUCUCUCUCUGGAUGGUGGACAGACAGAGGAAGUGGUGGUGUGUGGCCACUCUCUGGAGGUGAAUGUGACCAGCAAUCUGGAUUUCUACCUCAGCGUUGCGCAGGUGCAGCUCCUUCAGCAGCUCCUCAGAGACAACCUGGUGGGCUCGAAUGCUUCAGAGAAAGGUUCUGAGGUAAGGAGACAAGAGCAAAAGGGAGUCCAUCCAGAUCCUUUAGGCAGUGGGGACUCUUCAUCACGCCACAGUGGGACGGGACAGGACAGUGGCUUUGGCAGUGACAGUACCCGCAUUCGCAUCGUCCAAAUAGAGCAGCAAAGUGGGACCAGCCAUCACUGCAUUGCGAGGCCUUCUCGCAAGUCCACCAUCACUAAGAACCUCACUUUCAUCCCUUUUGACAUCUUUCUCACUGCCAGUAAGCUAUCUGUUAUGACCUACGCUUGUUCGAGUACCCCAAAGGCUCUCACUACAUUGGUUGAUACACCAAGCACACCAGAGAAGAAGGAACCUGAGGAUAAGGUGGGAAAGAGCAUCCUUAAUCAUCCUGAGAUCAUAUCGGACUCCCCACCGGUCUCGCCUUCACCAACCCCUGAUCAAACCCCAGCUGCCCAGGGUUCACUGGCUGGGCUGACUGCAGAUGACAUCCUGAACAGCAACACCUCUCAGCCACCUUCUCCACUCAUAAAAGGAAGCUUGCUCUCACUUGACGGUCUACCCACUCCAACCCGUUCCUCGGCUCGCCAAGCCCUGGGUGUUACCAUAGUGAGGCAGCCAGGGAGACGAGGGACAGGGGAUCAGGUGUUGGAACCCCUGUUGUACGUGCAGCUUAUGCAGCCUUCCGUUCUGCUUAGCUGCCACCAUCGAAAGCAAAAGAUGGAGCUGUCUGUUUUUGACGUGGCGUUGAGAGGAGUACCUUCUGACUACAAGUGCCAAGACCCAGGAAAAACUCUCCCAGAGACCCUGGACUACAACGUCUGCUGGGUGCAGACGGUGGCUGCAGAGGUUGACAGUAAAACAGGUGUGCCUCCUCCUCUGCUCUGCUUUCAGAUCAAAGAUUUCCUCAACGGACCAGCGGAGCUAAACGUGGAGCUGUGUCGUCCCCUGAAAAUCAGUCCCACUCUGAUGAAAAUGGAGCAGGCCAAAGCCUACCUGCAGAAGGUCCUGCCAAACUACACAUGGGAAAGCUCCAGCAAAACACCGUCUGCCUUCUCCACUCCUCACUCAUCUCCAAAAAAGUCAGCACAGCGAGCCUUUCCCCCCCGAUUAGACCCACACCACGAAGCAUCAGCCCUGGGUAGAGCUAGCCCAGCCACAUCUCUGACCUUCCACAAAGUCUCAGUGCACACAGCACAAAUUGUCGUAGUCAUGGAGACAGAGGCCUGUCCAAUGAAGCCCAGCGUUACGGUAUCUGUGUCGGCUAUGACGUCUUGUCUCACGAUGAAGUCAGGGCCUCGGAUAGACGACCCAGUCGAGUCUGCGUCUGUGCUGUUGACGGUGAAAGACGCGCUGGUGAAAACGGGACUGCGGGACCGGGGCCACGUGUUCCUGGGGCCGUUUUCCUGCAGCAGCUCCCUGGAAGCUCGGUGGUGCCGGCACAGCGGCAGCCCUGGACCAGAGCCCGGCCCCCCUAAGCUGCUUCUGGACCUGAAGGGAGGUCUCCUGCAGGUCUUUUGGGGUCAGGAACAUUUGAACUGCCUGAUGCUGGUUGAAGAGCAUCUUCGUAACUACCUCCAUCUUCAUAAAGAGGAUUCUAACAAUAGCUGGUCUAAGGGAAAGGCCUGUCACACCCAGCCUCCCCCCUCUCCCGUCGCUCCCUCCCCCAGGACAGAGCAUAGCUCAGAUGACCUGCGCACUGGAAACUUUCAGUACAUUCAAGACUCAGGAUCCCAGAAGCUGCCGGGACCCCAUGAGGUUGUGUUCUACAGCGAGACCGAAGACAGCCCCGGGGUGAUGCUGUGGCGGUACCCCGAGCCGCGCGUCCUCACCUUUGUCAGGAUCACGCCUGUCCCCUUCAACACCACCGAGGACCCUGAAAUAAGCACGGCUGACCUGGGUGACGUCCUACAGGUACCAUGCAGUCUGGAGUACUGGGACGAGCUCCAGCAAGCCUUUGUCCCUUACAGGGAGUUCAGCCUGUCAGAAAGCUGUUCCUGCCAGCUGCAGCUGCCCAGCCUCAGCCUCACUGAUCAACAGAAGGAGCUGGUGGCCUCAGACCUCUGGAGGAUCGUGCUCAACCACAACGGAGAAGGCGGAGAUGAGCAGAGUUCGGACAGUGAGUGUGGCUCCCAGCUCCCGUGUGAUCAGCUGGUGUCCCCCAUUGCGUUGGCAGCCUGCACCCGUGUGGACUCCUGUUUCGCUCCCUGGUUCGUCCCGUCGCUGGGCGUGUCCUUGCAGCUAGCGCAGCUGGAAGUUCACCUCUGCCACCACCUGGAGCAGCUGGGAACAGUUGCAUCAAGGAAACUUCAUCCCUUCCUGCCAGACAGGAAGUUACCUCAAGAACAGGAGUUCAUGGUGAUUGGUUCUCGGGAGCCCCAGGUGUUCAUGCGCCAGUGGAGCAACGGACCUCGUCACUGUCAGGAGAUGAGCUUUUCCACACGGCUGGACUGCAGACUGCUGGAGUAUCGAAACCUAACCCACCUGCAGCUGCUCCAGUCCUGUGCACUGCAGGGACAGGCCACUGCCAUCAGCUGCCCCCAGAACAGCUCUUUAACUGUCAAUGUGUUUGUGGAUCCCAUGUUCCUCAACAUUAGCCAGUAUGCCAUCCAUACUGUGGACACUGCACUGCUCAGCUGGCAACAGAAUGGGAACCAAGACGCAGAGGAGCUGCUGUACAGUCACUACGUGAUCUGCAAUGACACAAAUGAGACGCUGCGUUUUGGUCAGGUGGACACGGAUGAGAACGUUCUGCUGGCCAGCCUCCACAGCCACCAGUACAGCUGGAGGUCCCACAAGUCUCCUCAGCUGUUGCACAUCUGCAUCGAGGGCUGGGGGAACUGGCGCUGGUCCGAGCCGUUCAGCGUGGACAACGUCGGAACGCUGCUCCGGACCAUUCAGUACAAAGGACGCACCGCCUCCCUCAUCAUCAAGGUGCUGCAGCUCAAUGGCGUCCAGAAGCAGAUAAUAAUCUGCGGACGGCAGGUGAUGUGCAGCUACCUGACGCAGGACAUCGAGCUGCGAGUCGUUCAGCACUAUGUGGGAGCCGACAGUCAGACGGUGGUCAGGGAGCAUUGUGACUGCCUGGAAGCAGGGGCCAAACUUCCCUCCUACGUGCUGGAAGACGCAGAGAUGACCGAGCUUUGCAUGAGAGCACGCGGAGACGAAGACUGGUCGCAGGACGUAGAGCUGGAGCGGAGGGAGAAGGGCAGCAGCAGCAGCUCUGUUGUUCAGGUGGCCUGUUCCAGCGGCUCGUUGCUUUACGUCUGGUGUACUCUGAUUACCGUUGAGCCAGACUCACACAUGCAGCAGAGACUGGUGAUUUUCAGUCCACUUUUUGUCAUGAGGAGCCAUUUGCCAGAGCCACUAGUUGUCCACAUAGAGAAAAGGAGUCUAGGGCUGAAAGAAACUCAGCUAAUUCCUGGACAAGGCCACCAGGAACCUCUUUUAAACACCGAGGCAGAACUUACCCACCACCUGAUUUUCCAGGCCAGGGAGGAUAAGGAUGCGUCACACUGUGCCGUACCCAUCUCCACCGGUCUAAUCAAACAGAUAAUGAACAAGACAGGGAAUGAAGACAACCCGGAACACAUCCUGGCUGAUUUCUAUGGCCCCAAGACCACCACAGAGUCACCAUGGCCUUACGUCACCAAGGACACUGACAGGUCUGUGCUGGAGCCGCUUGCCCAGUGGGACAGUCCGAUGCAGGUGAAGCUGUCCCAGUGGAAACCUGGACUGAACACACUGCUGGUGGAACUGCUCCCCUGGGCUCUUAUGGUCAAUGACUCUCAGUGGGACCUGUGGCUUUUUGAGGGAGAGACCAUUGUACUGCAGAUACCAGCCGGCAAAGUCAUUGUACCCCCAAAUUUCAAGGAAGCUUUUCAGAUUGGCAUCUACUGGGCCCACACCAACACAGUGCACAAGUCCACGGCACUGAAGCUGGUUCACGAUCUGACCUCUCCUCGAUGGAAGGAGGGGACGAGCUCUGUGGUGGUCACCCUGGACGAGGAGGGAUACGUUGAAGUUGACAUCUCUCUGGGAGCCUUUCCUGGGAAACAGAAGGUGUGUCAGUUCUGUGUGUCCUCUGUAGUGAGGCACGGAGUCCAGAUCCUGCAGAUAGAGGAUAGAACCAUCCUGGUCAACAACACUCCUUACAGCAUCCACUACAGACCUCUGCUGACCAACCACACCUUAGGAGGAGGCGAACAGUUCUGUGAGGUACCAGAGAGCACCGUGUUCACCGUCCCUCCCUCAGACGGGUCGUCUCUGGCCAAGCCGUGCUCCGUGCCGUGCUGGGACCUCCUUCAGCCCGCUGUCCAGGGGUCGGUGGAGUUCCCUUUGCCUCUCAGACACAUGCUGUUCAGCCUGGUCUCAAAGCCUGACGCUGGAGCCGCAGACGCAGCGUGGAGCCUCCCUGCUCCGGUGAGACCAGACCUCCCCAGGCAGAGCCUGUCCAUACCUGUGGAUCAGGACUGUGGGCGUGGCCUGUGCAGCAGAGCCAUAGUGCUGACAUAUCAGGAACAUCUUGGAGUGACAUACAUCACGUUAAACGAGGACCCCUGUCCACGCAUGCUAGUUGAAAACAGGUGUCCUGUUCCACUGCUGCUUAAAGAGAACGUCAAAGAGACACCGAGGAGCGAGGUGUUCUGUCGCCCGCUGCCUGCUGACUCUUCCCUCCACCAUGAGCUCUAUCACCACUUCUCCAGCUUCCCAGAGUGCAGACAGAGAGAGCUGCUGCCCACCCUGCAGCUGAAGACCAGGUCAGAUAAAAGCGCCACCGACUGGACAGACCCCAUCGACAUCAACUCUCCCGGCACUCAGGUGGUGUUCCUGCCCAGCUUUGGCUGUCUGUACGUACAUGUGGCGUAUGAGAGAGGCACCUUGGUUCUGUCUCUGGCCCCAGAAGGCGGCGUGGAGGCCGUCAUCAACCAGCACAACAGAUCCUCCAAACUGUCUGUGAGGAUCCUCCUGAGUGAGGCCAGCGUCGUGAUAAGUGAUGACAUCACCAACCCCAGCGGCUCCAUGGAGCUGCUGAGGCUCACGCUGACCAAGCUACUGCUCAGCCUCGGUCCGGCACCCGCGUCUUUACCCCCCGAGCUGGCCGAAGACUCCGCCAUGGCUUCCUGCUCCCUCUCCGUUCUGAUGGCUGACGCGUCUCUGAUCGAGGUCUACUGCUACAGCCUGCAAGUCGACAACCAGCUGUACAACCGGACAAGUUUCCACUUCCCUGUCCUGCUGUGCCAAGAUCAGAGAGGGCCAUCUGAAACCGGGGGUGCAUGGAGCAUCGACGUCAAUCCCGGCAAUUCCCCCGAAGGGUUAGAGGAGUUCAAACGCUCCUGCUUCCUCCAGCUGAGGAUGACAUUGACUGGGGACCAGCGCACUGUGGAGGAGGUCAAUUUCCAGCUCCAGCCUGCCAGAGUUUACAUCGAGGACACUUUUGUUUACUACAUCAAGACGCUGUUCGACACGUACAUCCCCAGCAGGCCAGCGGAGGCCAAGAGGGGCAGAGAGCCUGGAGCUCUGAUCGUACCUGAGCAGAUGCUGCAGUCGGUGCAGGCGUUGGUUCACCCUGUGAGGCUGCAGAGGCUCUCCAUCCAGCCGGUCCACCUGCUGGUCAGCAUCCAUGCCUCCCUGAAGCUCUACAUCGCCUCAGACCACACGCCCCUGUCCUUCUCCGUGUUUGAAAGGGGGCCGGUGUUCACCACAGCCAGGCAGCUGGUUCACGCUUUAGCCAUGCACUACGCUGCUGGAGCGCUCUUCAGAGCUGGUUGGGUCGUGGGGUCCCUGGAGAUCCUCGGCAGUCCCGCCAGCCUGGUGCUCAGCAUCGGCAACGGCGUGUCCGACUUCUUCCGCCUCCCCUACGAGGGCCUCACCCGGGGGCCCGGGGCAUUUGUCAGCGGGGUCUCCAGAGGGACCACGUCGUUUGUUAAGCACAUCUCAAAAGGCACCUUGACAUCCAUCACUAACCUGGCCACCAGUCUGGCGCGGAACAUGGACCGCCUGUCCCUGGAUGAAGAGCACUACACCCGGCAGGAGGAGUGGAGACGGCAGCUUCCAGAGAGCCUGGGGGACGGACUGAGACAGGGACUGUCUCGCCUCGGAAUCAGCCUGUUAGGAGCCGUAGCCGGCAUCGUGGACCAACCCAUGCAGAACUUCCAGAAGAACUGGGAGACGCAGAGCUCAGCUGGGAGCAAAGCCAAGGGGGUGAUCUCUGGAGUGGGGAAAGGAAUUGUGGGUGUGUUCACCAAGCCCAUCGGAGGAGCAGCUGAACUGGUGUCACAAACUGGAUAUGGGAUCCUCCAUGGAGCGGGUCUGUGGCAGCUUCCUAAACAGCUCUACCUGCCCGCAGAAGAAAAGUCUGCUCUGGCCUCCAACAGCCACCUGAAAUAUGUCUGGAAGAUGCUGCAGUCUCUGGGGCGCCCGGAGCUCCACAUGGCCCUGGAGGUGACCAUAGUGAGCGGAUCGGGUCAGGAGCAUGCUGGCUGCCUGCUGCUCACCUCUGAGGUUCUGUUUGUGGUCAGCCUAUGUGAGGACACGCAGCAGCAGGCCUUCCCCAUCACAGAGGUGGAGUGUCAGCAGGAGCCAGAACAGCCGGGUCAACUCACACUCACCUUACAGCAGCAGACGCUGAGCAGCGACUCUGAGGGUGACGGCGUCCGGGAGCGUUUAUCAGAGCAGCAGUAUCAGCGGCUGGUGGAUUAUGUGAGCCGAGCCUCGCAGUUCGUCUCUCCGUCUGCCGCUGCUCUUCAGCUCCAGCCUCCAGUCACCCUUGCAGAACCCCCACCCUCUGUCACCAAGUGCUACCGCUACCUGGUGGAUCCUGCUUUUGCCAAGGUGUUUGUUAGUAAGUUCACUAUAGUGAAGAACAAAGCUCUACGCAUCGGAUUCCACUGAUAAAUCUGACUUAUGCGCCACAUUUAACGUUUGCCUUAAAACCCUUUCACUCUGUGCUUAAUUCCUAACAGUUACCAUGUGAACUAAUCCUUUUUUUAUGUAACUGGUCGCCUCAUGCCUUAGAGGUAAAGUUUUAGGAGUAAUAUUUUCUUACAGAAACGUGGAUCUAUGAAAAUCCUUCUGUUAAUGUAAGCUCUAAUGUUUGAGUGAGCAGGCAGAGUAGAGAAACACUACAGCAGAGUUUCAUCAAGUUAGUCUAAAAAAAACCUCAGUGUCAGAAGAAAUCUUCAAGCACUUUGAUGUUUCAUUCUUUCUGAAGCUGUUUGGAGUGCUUCAGGCUCUGUGUGUUGACAUUCUGUGAAUUAUCCCAUGCCAAUGUAAAGUGCAAUAUUUAUACAUGUUGAUGGACUCUAGAGAUACCAGCUGUUGACCAAAAGUUUUAACAUGCCUGUUUAAAAAUAAAAACACUGUUAUUUGUACCUUGUGUUCAUGCCAAACCCUACUGAUGCAAACACGUUGCCUUUUUUAUGGUGUCACUGAGCUCUCCAUGAAAUGUAAUUGUUGAUCUGAAACUUAGAAACUUAAUAAAAAAAUGUAAUUCA
This is a messenger RNA of Xiphophorus maculatus (southern platyfish), 12878 nucleotides long. It is a transcript of the gene vps13b, whose product is annotated as vacuolar protein sorting 13 homolog B. Bases 100 to 12276 code for a protein of 4058 amino acids. The record is from RefSeq and is a predicted model, not a curated record. The transcript has 68 exons. Lineage: Eukaryota; Metazoa; Chordata; Actinopteri; Cyprinodontiformes; Poeciliidae.